AUGGCGGGCCGCAGAACCGGAGGGACCACUCCGGACGGCUCGCAGGCAGCAGACACAAAAAGCAGCGAGCAGAUCGACAGCAUGCGGUCUGAGAUCAGUUCGCUGACACAGCAAAUGGGCCAGCUGGUGCAGCUGGUCGGAGGACUUGCUGCACGUAUAGAGGAGAAGUCCGGCGGUGCCACGGAGGGCGCCGCUGAAAGCGGCGGCGCCAUGGAGAGCGUCGCCACAAGCAAUGCAGGUCAUUUUGGGACCGUGCAGUACGACGGCGCAGGCAGCGGACCUGCGAAGAGAGUCUGGUCCUUCGGGACGACACAGCGGCGAAGUAGGGGGUUCAGACCCCCAAGAGGUGAGAGUAGCCGCUGCUCACAAUCGAGCUUGUUUUAGCAGCGCCAUGGGAAGUGGUGACUGCUGUCUUCGGUUGUGCGAGCGUGGGAUACCAAAGCGUGAAGUACACAGCGCCCACGUUCAGCGGAGACGCCAAGAUUUUUUCUUCGUGGCUAGAGGAUUUUUUUAUGGCAGCGAACACAGCAAACCUUCUUGAGCUUUUCGAGGAGGGGGGGGCGGAGAUCCCCGUAAACAGUGGGCAGAGCAAAGUCCAACUGUCCAGGUUUUACCCGCACGACAAAGUAGAGCUCGCUUUCCACGCGUGGAAUUUCCUCCGUGGAGCUCUCAAGGACGAGAAAGACAGGACAAUAAUGAAGCGAGCUGAGUCGCCCC
Ectocarpus sp. CCAP 1310/34 is the source of this 717-nucleotide messenger RNA. The record is from the annotation of a GenBank genome assembly. Lineage: Eukaryota; Phaeophyceae; Ectocarpales; Ectocarpaceae.